GGCGCGCAGCGAAGGAUCGGCUCCGGCGGGCGCUGUCUGCGCCUACGCCUCCAGCCGGGCGCCGAGGGGGCCCCGGGGCGGCGGCGGCGGGUCUCCGAGUCCCUGAGCCGGACGCUUACUGUGAGGAUGAGGGGGAGCUCCCUCGCUGAACAGACUAUUUAAGAAGAGAACUACUUGUAUGCACGUAGAAUUUACUGCCUCUCUUCAAAAGAUGAACCCAACUAAUCCUUUUAGUGGGCAGCAGCCUGGGGUUUUCCCAGCAUCUACCAGUGGCCCCAUAGGAACAUUUCAGGCUAAGCCACCUUUUCGAUUUGGUCAGCCUUCUCCUUUUGGUCAAAAUAAUACAUUAUCUGGGAAAACCUCAGGAUUUUCACAGGUAGCCAGCUUUCCGACAUCUUCUGGAGUAAGUCCUUCUUCAGCACAAACAUUAGGAUUCUCCCAAACCUCAAAUGUUGGACUCUUUUCUGGACUUGAACACACUCCAGCUUUUGUAGCUGCCUCUGGGUCUUCAAGUUCAUGUGUGCCUGCAAACCCAGGAUUUAGUUUUAAAUCACCCAAUUUUGGGGCUUUCCCAAGUACUUCUACGUUUGGACCAGAAACUGGGGAAAUAGCAGGCUCUGGUUUUGGGAAAACAGAGUUUAGCUUUAAGCCUCUGGAAAAUUCUGUGUUUAGACCAAUAUUUGGGGCUGAAUCUGAGCCAGAGAAAACUCAGAGCCCAAUUACUUCUGGAUUUUUCACAUUUUCUCACCCAAUUAGUAGUGGGCCUGGGGGACUGGCUCCAUUUUCUUUUCCUCAGGUGACAAGCAGUUCAGCUGCCAAUUCAAACUUUACCUUUUCAAAACCAGUCAAUAGUAAUAAUUCAUCAUCUGCCUUUACCUCUGCUUUGUCAAACCAAAAUGUAGAGGAAGAGAAGAGGGCCCCUAAGUCACUAUUUGGAAGUUCUAAUAGUAGCUUCACUAACUUCCCCAUACCUUCAGGGCCUCUGGGUGAACCAUUCCCAGUUAGCAAAACAGGUGCGAGACAAGGAUGUGAAGAACGUGUUUCCCAAAUGGAGCCACUUCCCAGCCUCAUGAAAGGACUGAAAAGGAAGGAGGACCAGGAUCGCUCCCCAAGGAGACAUGGCCAUGAUGCAGCAGAAGACUUGGAUGCUCUGUCGAGGGGAGAUCAUCCUCCAGAUAAACGACCUGUCCGCCUGAAUCGACCCCGGGGAGGCACCUUGUUUGGUCGAACGAUACAAGAUGUCUUCAAAAGCAAUAAAGAAGUAGGUCGUCUGGGCAAUAAGGAAUCUAAAAAGGAUAUUGGCUGUGCCGAAUCUGGGGAAAAUGACCACAUGGCCAUCCCAGGAGGGAGUCAGUCUGUCUUGGCACCUUCCCGGCUCCCCGGUGUGAAUAAAGAGGAAGAAACUGAAAGUAGAGAUAAAAAAGAAGAUUCUCUAAGAGGAACGCCUGGACGUCAAAGUAAAAGAAGCGAGAGCACAGACAGUCUUGGGGGCUUGUCUCCUGCUGAAAUCACAGCAAUCCAGUGUAAGAACAUCCCUGACUCUCUCAAUGACAGAACCAUUCUGGAGAACCACUUUGGUAAAAUUGCUAAAGUGCAGCGUAUCUAUACCAGGCGCAGCAAAAAGCUGGCAGUGGUGUAUUUUUUUGAUCAUGUGUCUGCAGCCUUGGCUAGGAAGAAGGGGAAAGGCUUGCAUAAAGACAUGGCUAUCUUUUGGCACAAGAAGAAAAUAAGUCCCAACAAGAAGCCCUUUUCCGUGAAGGAGAAGAAGCCGGGUGACGGCGAAGCCGGCCAGAGCCCCGAGGACACACCCUUUCAGCACUCUCCUCUUGGCAAGCCUGUGGUGAGGGCCGCAGCUGGCACCCUCCUGAGUAAAAGCUCUCCAGUGAAGAAGCCAAGUCUUCUAAAGACCCAUCAGUUUGAGGGAGACCCUUUUGACUCGGGCUCCGAGGGCUCUGAGGGUCUCGGGCCAUGUGUGUCAUCACUCAGCAGCCUGAUAGGCACCGUGGCUGAGACUUCUGAGGAGAAGUACCGCCUGCUUGACCAGAGGGAUAGGAUCAUGCGGCAAGCUCGGGUGAAAAGAACCGACCUGGACAAAGCGAGGACUUUUGUUGGGACAUGCCCAGAUAUGUGUCCUGAAAAGGAGCGGUACAUGCGGGAGACCCGGAGCCAGCUGAGCGUGUUUGAAGUGGUCCCAGGGACUGACCAGGUGGACCACGCGGCAGCUGUGAAGGAAUACAGCCGCUCUUCCGCUGAUCAGGAAGAGCCCCUCCCGCAUGAGCUGCGGCCCUCGGCAGUGCUCAGCAGGACCAUGGACUACUUGGUGACUCAGAUCAUGGACCAGAAGGAGGGCAGCCUGCGGGACUGGUAUGACUUCGUGUGGAACCGCACACGGGGCAUACGGAAGGACAUCACACAGCAGCACUUGUGUGACCCUGUGACGGUGUCCCUGAUUGAGAAGUGUACCCGGUUCCAUAUCCAUUGUGCCCACUUCAUGUGUGAGGAGCCCAUGUCCUCCUUUGAUGCCAAGAUCAAUAAUGAGAACAUGACCAAGUGCCUUCAAAGUCUGAAGGAGAUGUACCAGGACCUGAGAAACAAGGGUGUGUCCUGUGCCAGCGAAGCUGAGUUCCAGGGCUACAACGUUCUGCUCAAUCUCAACAAGGGGGACAUCCUAAGAGAAGUACAACAGUUCCAUCCUGCUGUUAGAAAUUCCUCUGAAGUGAAAUUUGCUGUUCAGGCCUUUGCUGCAUUGAACAGUAAUAAUUUUGUGAGAUUUUUCAAACUGGUCCAGUCGGCUUCUUAUCUGAAUGCUUGUCUUUUACACUGUUACUUUAAUCAGAUCCGCAAAGAUGCUCUCCGAGCGCUCAACAUCGCGUACACUGUGAGCACGCAACGCUCCACUGUCUUUCCCCUGGAUGGCGUGGUGCGCAUGCUGCUCUUCAGAGACUGUGACGAGGCCACAGACUUCCUGAACUACUGUGGUCUCACUGUCUCUGAUGGCUGUGUCGAGCUGAACCGGUCCUCGUUCCUGGAACCAGAGGGCUUAUCCAAGGCCAGGAAGUCGGUGUUUAUUACCAGGAAGAUGACCGUGUCGGUUGGGGAGAUUGUGAGUGGAGGGCCAUUGCUCCCCAUCCCUCGUCAUACUCCCGUGUGCAGCUUCAACUCCCAGAACAAGUACAUUGGGGAGAGCCUGGCUGCAGAGCUGCCUGUGGGCACCCAGAGACCCAGCUCAGACGCAGUAGGUGGGGGGAAAGGAGAGGCGUGUGGGGCAGAGGCAGAUGUACCGCCGCCCGCUCUCCUCCAGCAGCCUCUUCCCACCCCUGCGCCCACACCAGCUUCUCUGCCUCACCUCCCAGCACCGACCCCGAGUACAGCACCUAGCCUCUUCCAGCCCCCUGUGCAGCCCCCCCUCCAGCCCCCUGUGCAGCCCGAAUUGCUUCCUCCAAGGCCUGUACCUUCGUACUCGGAUGCGGACCUGGCUCAAGUAGUGGAUGAGCUCAUCCAGGAGGUUCUUCAGAGGGACUGUGAGGAGGUUGGUGCCGCUGGGGCGGCCUUCGCAAACACAGCUCUGGGUGUUUCCAAUGCUGCUAUGGAGGAGCUAUUAACAGCUGCAACCACAGGCAUUUUGAGGCACAUUGCAGCUGAAGAAGUGUCUAAGGAAAGGGAGCGAAAGGAGGAGGAGAGGCGGCAGGCUGAAGAGGAGAGGUUGAAACAAGAGAGAGAACUGGUGUUAACUCAGCUGAGCCAGGGCCUGGCUACAGAGCUGACAGAACUUGUUGUGACAGAAUGCGUGAGGGAAACCUGCUCCCAAGAGUUGAAGAGUGCAGUGGAGACAGACCAGAGGGUCCGCAUGGCCCGUUGCUGUGAGGAUGUCUGUGCCCACCUGGUGGACUUGUUUCUCGGGGAAGAAAUUUUCCAGACUGCAAAGGAGACCCUCCAGGAACUUCAGUGCUUCUGCAAGUAUCUCCAGCGGUGGAGGGAAGCCGUCGCAGCCCGGAAGAAACUGAGGCGCCAGAUGCGGGCCUUCCCUGCAGCACCCUGCUGUGUGGAUAUGAACGACCGGCUGAGGGCAUUGGUGCCCAGUGCAGAGUGCCCCAUUGCUGAGGAGAACUUGGCCAAGGGCCUUCUGGACCUGGGCCAUGCAGGAACAGUGGGCAUCUCCUGCACCAGGUUAAGGUGGCUCAGAAAUAAGACGGCGCACCAGAUGAAGGUUCAGCACUUCUACAAGCAACUGCUGAGUGACGCGGUUUGGGUGCCCCUGGACCUGCCGUCCCUUGUGGCCAAGCACCUCCCUGGGAGGCGGGAGCGUGUGUUUUGGAAACUGGUGCUGGUGUUGCCUGAUGGAGAAGAGCAGUCCCCAGGGAGUCCUGGCAGAAUUUUAGCAAACUGGUUACAAGUCAAGUUCAUGGGAGGUGAUGGCUCAGUGGGCGAAAUGAGCAGUGAAGCUGGGGGCAUUCAGACGCUCGCUCUGUUUCACGCACUCAGCAGCAAAGGGGAUCAGACUGUCGCUGUCAAUGUGUGUAUAAAGGUGGCUCACGGUGCCCUUAGCGACUGUGCCCUUGAUGCCGUGGAGACACAGAAGGAGCUCCUGGGAGCCAGUGGGCUCAUGCUGCUGCUUCCCCCCAAAGUGGAGAGCGAGGACAUGGCGGAGGAGGACGUGUACUGGCUGUCUGCGUUGCUACAGAUCAAGCAGCUCCUUCAGGCCAAGCCCUUCCAGCCUGCGCUUCCACUUGUGGUCCUUGUACCUAGCCCAGGAGGGGACGCCAUGGAGAAGGAAGUGGAAGAUGGUCUGAUGCUGCAGGAUUUGGUUUCAGCUAAGCUGAUUUCAGAUUAUACCGUUAUUGAGAUCCCUGAUUCCGUUAAUGAUUUACAAGGUACAACUAAGGUUUCACAGGCCGUGCAGUGGCUGGUCUCCCACUGCCCCUGUUCCCUUGACCUUUGCUGCCAGACCCUCGUUCAGUAUGUGGAAGAUGGGGUUGGUCGUGAGUUUAGUGGCCGGUUUUUCCAUGACAGAAGAGAGAGGCGGCAGGGCGGCCUGGCCUCACAGGAGCCUGGAGCCAUCAUCGAGCUGUUCAACAGUGUGCUGCACUUCCUCGCCUCCCUGGUGUCCUCUGAACAGCUGUGCGACCUGUCCUGGCCUGUCACUGAGUUUGCUGAGGCGGGGGGCAGCUGCCUGCUUCCUCACCUUCAUUGGAACGCCCCGGAGCACCUGGCCUGGCUGAGGCAGGCUGUGCUCAGCUUCCAGCUUCCACAGAUGGACCUUCCACCCCUGGGGGCGCCCUGGCUCCCUGUGUGCUCCAUGGUCGUCCAGUAUGCCUCCCAGAUCCCCAGCUCUCGCCAGACGCAGCCUGUUCUCCAGUCCCAGGUGGAAAACCUGCUCUGCAGAACCUACCGCAGGUGGAAGAGCAAAAGCCAUUCCCUGGGCCAGGGGACAGGGCCCUCAGUUGCUGAGAUCCCAUGGGACGAUGUCAUUGCUUUGUGCAUCAACCACAAGCUGAGGGACUGGAUGCCCCCCAGGCUUCCCGUCACAUCAGAGGCUCUGAGUGAGGAUGGUCAGAUAUGUGUAUAUUUUUUUAAAAACCAUUUGAAAAAAUAUGAUGUUCCUUUGUCAUGGGAACAAGCCAGAAUGCAGACACAUAAGGAGCUACAUCUGAGUCAGGAGCGUUUGGGGAUAAAGUCUUUUCAUCCUGCAAACAAGUUUCCAGCUCCGUUACUACACAUGAACCGGAAAGGGAAGAGGAAUGUGGAGCAUGGCCCAGAGGGGCGGGUUCCCAGCACCCAAGAUCUGAUGUGCGGAGCCUCUGCCCAGGAGCUCCUGGCCCAGUGUCUGUCCCAGAGUCUGCUGCUGGAGAAAGAGGAGAGCAAGAGGUUUGAAGAUCAGCUUCAGCAGUGGUUGUCUGCAGACUCAGGAGUGUUUACGGAUUCAAUGUCCCUUCCCCUCUACCUUCCUCAGACUCUGGUGUCUCUGCCUCAAACUAUUGAACCUGUGAUGAAGACAGUGACCGCUACUAGCCCUCAGAAUGAAAGGACAGGGGAGCAGCUGCAGUUGUCAGAGGCAACAGGCACAUCUAUGAGCCAACGGCUAAAGCACCUGGAAAGGCUGAUGCGGAGUUCAAGGGAGGAGGAAGUUGCCUCUGAGCUCCAUCUCUCUGCACUGCUGGACAUGGUGGACAUUUGAGCUCCUGGACAUGAGAGAGGGAAGGUCUCCAGAAGAUUUUUGCUUUUACUCAAAAUAAUGUUAUUCUCAGAUGCUUGAUGCACUGUUGGGAAUGUGAUUAUUAAUCAUGCAAAUAAACAUUUGAAUGUC
Messenger RNA from Neomonachus schauinslandi (Hawaiian monk seal), 6304 nucleotides. RefSeq names its product minichromosome maintenance complex component 3 associated protein (gene MCM3AP). The transcript has 29 exons. The record is from RefSeq and is a predicted model, not a curated record. Gene Ontology annotation, molecular function: nucleic acid binding. NCBI's taxonomy places the organism in Eukaryota, Metazoa, Chordata, Mammalia, Carnivora, Phocidae. Gene Ontology annotation, biological process: mRNA export from nucleus. Gene Ontology annotation, cellular component: nucleus; cytoplasm; transcription export complex 2. Bases 179 to 6175 code for a protein of 1998 amino acids.